CGUGUUAAUACUAUCUUUAACUUCAUAAACAUGACAGAAAAAUCACAACAAACGCUCUUUCAAAUCGCUUUUGAAUUCCUUAUUUAAGGACAUCGUUUUAAAAAACUACCUUUAAUUCAUCUCUCGAUAUGGAUAUCCCAAAACCCCCACAGGAUAUUGAACUGAAAAACAUCAUUGACAAAUUGGCCAAAUUUGUUGCUAGAAAUGGCCCAGAGUUUGAACAGAUGACGAAAAAUAAACAAAAAGGAAAUGCUAAAUUUAGCUUUCUCUUUGGUGGUGAAUUUUUCAACUACUAUCAGUAUAAAGUUACUACUGAGCAAGCAAUUUUAAAACAGAAGAACCAAAAUGCCAACGUCGGCACUGGACCGCAGGGACUAAAUGUAAUCCUCAACAACCAGGGUCAACCUUCCCUCAACAUCGGAGGUCAGUCGCUGGUGCAAUGGCUGGCUGCUCAACAGAGUCAGGCGCAGGCAGCUGUGGUGGCCCAGACGCCAGUACAGGCACCUCCGGCCACCUCACUGCGGACGAUGGAACAGCUGACAUCCCAGCAGGCGGCUCUACACGACCAAAUACUGGAGAGCGAACAGAACCUCAACGCUCAACACUCGGUGCUUAUGCAACAGCAGGAAGUUGCGAUUGAAGAAGCAAUUCAAAAGGCACAAAAAGAACAUAUGAAUGCCGAGGCGACCGAAUGUAGUCUCAACUUUGCCGAGAUGGACGCAAUACUGCAGCCAAUUAUUGAUUCCUGCACCAAGGAUUCCAUAUCUUCUGGGAAAGCUUGGAUACUGCAAAGGGCGACUGGCAAGAAGAUAAAUAGCGUUAUUGCUUCCUACCUUUUGUCUAAGCUUUUUGAAGAUAAGAGAACCUUUAACCAUAAACUACACAUCAUAUAUCUUGUCAAUGAUAUUCUGCAUCAUUGUGCAAGAAAGAAUAGUGGAGAAGAUCUAAAGAAGGCUUUGGAGUUAGUGGUUGUGCCGAUGUUCUGUAAUGCAGCGUCCAUGAAUGCUACUGAAGAACAAAAAGCAAAAUUGAACAAGCUGCUCAACCUUUGGGAGACGAAACACCACUAUUGUUCGCCCGAGAUUGUGGCAAAGCUGAAGACUCCGGUAGAGUCGUGGCAGCAGUACAAAGCGGAGUUGAGGAGUCAACACAACGACGCGGUGCAGAACAUCACCAACAACACAAAGACAACGUUCCACAGCUACCAGAGUCAGCACCAGGCGUUUGUGACACACGCGCUGCAACAGAUACAGACGAUAGAACAGCAAAAACAGACACUUGAGAGUCAAAACCAAGCAGCCGCAGCUCUAGCGGCAAGCGCUGCCGUCAGUCUACCUUCGACUGAACCUCCUGGUGUGACGACCCAGCCAGAUCAGCUGUUGCAACAUCAGCUGAUCUCCCAACCACCUCAGCAUCUGUUGCCUCAGCAACAGUCUCAGCAACAGCUGUUGCAACUGCAGCAACAGGCAAUCAGCCAGAUGACAGCUGAGCAGAACCAUAGUCUGGGCUCCACAAACCACCUUCAAGACCACGGACUGCCUCAGUCCGGGAUCGACGGGAUACCCGGGUUCCCGACUGCUCCACCUGACUUGGGUGUCCAGUUCACCCAACCUCCCCCAGGAUUCUUACCCACAUUUCCUCCUCCGGGGCCAGGUAUAGAGUUGCCAGAUCUGUCCAGACCCCCACCUGGGUUCCACCUCCCCCCGCCACCCCCCAUCAUGCAGCCUGAGGUCAUGCCAGAUGAUCUGCUACCCUCACUCCCCUACUAUGAUCUCCCAGCGGGGCUUAUGGUUCCUCUAAUUAAGCUAGAAGACUGCCACUACAAACCCUUGGAUCCCGAGUCCAUCAGACUACCUCCACCAGCGCCUCCUAGUGAGAGACUGUUGGCUGCUGUCAAAUCUUUCUACGCUCCUCCUGGCCACGACCAUCCUCGGGACAGUGACGGCUGGGAGAAAUUAGGUCUGUAUGAGUAUUACCGAGCGAAAAAUUCUGCUAAGAAGAGGAAAGAAGAUGACAUCUCAAAUGGGAUCAGAGAAAGAUCGAGGUCUCCUUCUCCCAUCACCAGGCCAAGGUCACGAAGCCGAACACCUCCCUCUAAGAAGAGAUAUCGGAGUCGGAGCAGAUCAAAGUCUCGGGGUCGAGAGUCUAGGAGUCCGCCACGUCGAAACAGCAACAGCAGUCGACGAGAAGCUCGUAGAAGUCGGACAGGAAGUCGACGGGACAGGUCUCGGUCUAGGUCUAGGUCAAGGUCGCGGACACCACCAGUCAAUAAAGAGCGAAGUCCUACACCACCUCCAGCUUCAUUUAUACAGCCGUACAGAAAUCCUACGACGGAGAAGUUAGACGAGAGCAACAAGGGCCACCAGAUGUUGCGCAAGAUGGGCUGGGGAGGUGCAGGGCUGGGGGCGAAGGAACAGGGCAUCGAGGCGCCCAUCUCCGGCGGAGAGAUCCGAGAUAGAAUUGACCAAUACAAGGGCGUUGGAAUAAACCUGAAUGAUCCAUACGAAAACUUUCGUAAAAGUAAGGGUCAAGCUUUUAUUACAAGGAUGAAAGCAAGAGCAGAAGAAAGAUCGUAGUUUUAGGUACUUAUUCGUGGUUUUAACUGCAAGUCAUAGAUUAUAUUUAAUGUGUAAUUUUAAUAAACAGUAAAUAUUAUGGUGUA
Macrosteles quadrilineatus (aster leafhopper) is the source of this 2662-nucleotide messenger RNA. Its product is annotated as calcium homeostasis endoplasmic reticulum protein-like. The transcript has 18 exons. Gene Ontology annotation, biological process: intracellular calcium ion homeostasis; RNA processing. Gene Ontology annotation, cellular component: perinuclear region of cytoplasm. The record is from RefSeq and is a predicted model, not a curated record. Lineage: Eukaryota; Metazoa; Arthropoda; Insecta; Hemiptera; Cicadellidae. Gene Ontology annotation, molecular function: RNA binding. The coding region runs from base 129 to 2576 and encodes 815 amino acids.